AUGAGCCAGUCAGACUCUGCCGAUGACCCAGAUCCCAGCCCUGAGCCCCUAUGUGUGGUGUGUGGCCAAGCCCACUCCCCCGAGGAAAAUCACUUCUACACCUACACAGACGAUGUGGACGAUGACCUCAUAUGCCACAUCUGCCUGCAAGCUUUGCUGGACCCUCUGGACACUCCCUGUGGACACACCUACUGCACUCUCUGCCUCACCAACUUCCUGGUGAGUCAGGACUUCUGCCCCCUGGACCGCAAGCCCCUGGUCCUCCAGCACUGCAAGAAGUCCAGCAUCCUGGUCCACAAGCUGCUCAACAAGCUCACGGUGACCUGCCCGUUCGCAGAGCACUGCACGGAGGUGUUGCAGCGCUGUGAUCUGGAGCAUCACUUCCAAACCAGGUAG
This is a messenger RNA of Pipistrellus nathusii (Nathusius's pipistrelle), 396 nucleotides long. The record is from the annotation of a GenBank genome assembly. Lineage: Eukaryota; Metazoa; Chordata; Mammalia; Chiroptera; Vespertilionidae.